AUGGAGUGUGGUGAAAAUGUGGAAGGUGGUCGUACUUCGCCGUCUGGCAACUUAAGUUCUCCGCGAGAACGUUCGAAUAGUGAUCCAGGUCGACCAGAAAGAACAAUUGUAAUGAAUGGAGGCAAUACUGUGCCCACAAGAAGGGCGCCAACCUUUUUAAAUGCUGCGGAAGUUGAUAGUUCUAACGUUCAUGGUGCCCGCUCCAGCCCAGCUACACCUCCUCCAGAACGACGCAACAAACUAGCUUUUAGUAUCAGCAGAUUAUUUCGUCCGUGGAAAUGGCGAAAGAGAAAGAAAAGCCAGAAGUUUAUUUCAACCUCGCAAAGUAAGAGAUAGUCAUUUCACUUCCUUCUUUGUUGGUUGAUUCUCACUGAUGACAGAAAUUGAUUAAGUGUAAUGCACUGCUCGCUGAUGAAAAUUUAGAAAACGUUAAUUUCGUCUUCAUGGGAAUAAGCGUAAGCUUAUAAUAACUCAAUCCUUCAACAGGACUUGAUCCAAUUCAUAUUGGAUUGCUUGCUUGCUUAUAAAAGAUACAAAGGCGUUGUUAAUUAUUAAGGUUAAGUGUCCAAGGAAGCGGGCUUGUCUUCGUUUCCUUACAUCUCCUCUCUUUUUUUGCAUUUACGUGGGUAACGCACAAAUAUUUAUGUUUGACAUACAUUGCCACGCUCGUCAGUAGAGUACCUCAGGCGAAGAAAAUGUGUUAGAAUUUUCGUGUAUUAAAUUAUCAGUUUGAAUUCCGGGCAAAGCGCAAAGACGCGUAAUAUUUAUGAGAGCGAAUUCACAAAUUGAAAGUGUCCAUUUGGUACGAUGAACGCUGAAGCUGAGCAAAUUUUCCCUCGAACUCCUGUUGUGCACGGUAUCGAAGUGAUCUUACCCUGGACGGUUUGCAUCCUGGGGUGUUAAAUUUUGAAAUAUCAGCCGCAAAAGGUUUAUUCUUGUAUGAUAAUUUCAAAUUCAUCAGGAAAAUCACACAUUUAUUUUAUCGAAGUUAAAUAUCUGAGAACAGGUUUGUAUGAAUCCUGUUUCGAUAGGUGAUUGAUUACCUGCAGUAAUAUGAAAUUUUAAGAAGUCGUAGCCUUUUCGAUCGUACAUUCCAACUGCUUGGUUCUGGUUGUGUUUAUACUCAUGCCUAUGGAUUAAUUAAUCACGCAGAAUCAAAGCGUCUUGAAUACUUGUUGUUUUGAAAGAAUCUUGAUAUAGUUAGAGGUCAAUGAUAUAUCUGUUAGGUCGCCACUACACGAUACUAAGACUGCUAAUUCUCUUUAAUCCCAGUUGUCUUGUUCUAGAUUAUUGAAAGUUUGAUUCGAAAAAUUUUCUCAGUUGUCUUGGUCUUUAUGCUAUUUAUUUCUGCCAAGAAAUAUUUUGACAUUAUUUGUUGUUGCAUAGUCCAUUUUUCUGGUGGAGCUCUCUGUCUCCAAGCAACUGCUUUAAAGAACUAUUUUGAUGUGUGCAAAUCAUGAUCCAUUGGAUUGAGCUUAACAGAUAGCUAAUCAUUUGGAUAGAUCUCUUCUAGAGAUCUACUAGGGAUAUUAACAAUUAUUGCCUUGUCUGGAGCUUUAUUGGAUUUUUAAAUGAAAUCAUUCAAAAAUAACAGGAUUAUAUUGAAACUUAGUACUCAUGGGAUUAUGUGAUUUGUAUGUCAUAUUUUCAUUAUUUUGAGCAAAAGACAAUUUCUUUCUUGAAGUAACAGUGCUAUGAAAUAACAGAUAUAUGCACGCCACCAAAAUUUUUGAUAAAUAAUAAGGUCAGAGACAGCAAGCAAAAAGAAGGACUGAAGUUUAUUUCACUUUAUCUGAACUAUCCUUUUACAGUAUUCCAAUAAAGAACCUUGCUUGUUCAAAGACAUUUUGUGGUAAAUCAGUAUCAAUAUAUUUCUCUCAUUCCACCUGUUGCCAGAAUUUUUUCUUUUGGCAGGAGAUUUUUGGAUACUACAUACAAUAAUGCUCAAAUUAGUUUUCAGCUUCAAACACUGGUACCUCCUUUAGGCUAAAAAUGUUAAUUAUUUGCCCCCUGUGAAAAAAAAACAACCAAUCCUGUCAUUGUCUACGGAGGGUGUAAAUUGCAGGUUACAGGUUGUAAGUUGCAUAGUGGCAACUUACAGAAUGCUUUAGGAGCACUUUAUGGGUACUUUUUUGAGAACAAAUAAUGUAAAGUCAUUGUUGUAUGUAGUAAAAAAGUUUGUGUUAUGUAUAAGCUGCACAAAUUGAGUUUGAGCCACAAAAUUGCUUUUUUUCUCUUGCUUUUGAUUGGUUAGUCUGUAUGUCAUGUUUUCCUGUUUAUUGUUACAGGUUUUGUUCUUUUAAAUCAAGACAAUGUGACCUCCCCUUUCUUGAACUUUGAAAACUUAAUAUCCCUGGUUGCUUAUUAUGUAGACAUUAUUGAGUGAAGCUAAGUAGGAUAUGAAGAAUUCUGCAGAGCGAGGUGGAUAACACUCUCUGAGAUCUGCAGAAUUCUACAUAUCCUACGAAUGCAGAAUUCAAUAAUUACUUUAUUGUUCAUUCAAAAUAGUUCAAGUUUAAAAACAAGCUAAAACAUUCUUACCUCCGUCGAUCUAUGUUAACUGAUAGUGCAUCUUUGUCGGGAAGUUUAGGAGAUAAAGGGCUCUUAAGGUCUGCAAAUAUACUCCAAAUAGCAAAUGUCGUUCUUGGCUUUGUCUUCUUGCUGUUCUUGCUAUGGUCUUAGACAAUAGUUCGCCUUGAAACGGGUAAAAAGUUUCACUGUUACUCACUUUGAAAACAACUCACUCAUCCCCAGGUCUUCUCGGUUAAUGGUUCAAUAAUCUGCAACUUUGCUGCUCUUUUGACAUCACCGGUUCAAUAUGACAAAAUUCUUCCAGAUUUAGUCAACAGUAGCUGGUUAUGAUGAAUUGUGUGUGUGAUUUUAGCCAAUCAGAAAUGAAAAAAUAUUUGGAAUGAAUAAUAAUGCAUAAUAUUUCUGGCUAACAUUGUUAUAAAGUUCAGCCUAAGCAAAAAUGGAUUUGGAUGUUUGAACAUAUUAAUUUAUUAAGUGACUUUUCCUGUCAUUGUUCAGAGGAACUCGACCUAAAUGACAACAAUCACAGUUUUAUUCAAAAUAUGAGUAAUAAAGUUAUUGGAAAGCUUUUCACCCACUUGUCAUAUAAGCCAUAGUCAAGGUGCACUUAAGAGGAAAAGUUUCAAAUUUACUAGACUGAAAUCAUGUACAAACAAUCAUUUCUUGGUUUUGCUGUGCAAAGAUUAGGCCUGUCUACCAAUCUCUUUUUGAGUAUUAAGAAUUAGCAUUGUUGUUGUUUUUUGAUUGAGUUUUCCUCCGACUGCUGUUAAUUAUUUUUUUAUUCCUAUUGUUUCUUUACAGAUCUGGAGAGAAAACUGUCUAUGCGUACAAACAAAGAGGAGUUGAUUAGAAAAGGAAUUCUUCCUGUGACAAUUGAAGGUAAUAUUCUUUAAGAUGAUUAAGACUCAUGUGAGAAGUUCUAAAUUUUUCGAUAAUUUAGUUAUUAAUGUUUAAAGCCAUCAACAAUAGAAGCCGCAAUUGAGCCUGCAAGGUGACCAUGACAACCCUGGUAGCAACACCCACCAGACACCAUCACACUGAGAAAUGUUGAAUACAUUGACUCUAUUAAGUGGACACCUUCGGGACCUUCCCAAGUGUCUGCUUAAUAGAGGUUUGUAAAAACUGGAAAUUUUUGUGUAUGAUUAACAUUCAAAAGUUAGGCUGUACUGUGAUAAAGUUCCAUGUUGUUAAGGACCCUAAGAAAGCUGUGCUGUACUUUGUGCAAGACAUUUACAGUGCAGGCCAGAAUUAAGUGAACAACGCAGACGUGAUGCAGAUACAUAAACGUGUCAGCUUGGACGCAUCAACGCAUCAGCGCUGACGCGUACAUAAGUCAGAUGAACGCGUCAGGCAGGAAAGAUUUGUCUUUUGUUACACUUAUGUCCAGAAAUGCAUGCAAUGGCGAAAAUGGCGAAACUGGCGAAAAAUCGCCAGCUGCUGGCGAUUUGAAUUGGAUGCCAAAAGUGGCCCCUUGGAGGCUGGCGAUUUUGGCGAAAAUGGCGAUUUUGGCGAAAUUGGCGAUUUUGGCAAAAAUCGCCAUGCAUGCAAUGGCGAAACUGGUGAAAAAUCACCAGCCUCUGGCGAUUUGAAUUGGAUGCCAAAAGUGGCCCCUUGGAGGCUGGCGAUUUUUGGCGAAAAUGGCGAUUUUGGCAAAAAUCGCCAGAGGGCUGGCAAUAUGUGGCAAAAUAUUCAAAUUGGAUGCCAAAAGUGGCCCCUUCAAAGUAGAUAACUAAAGAGGUCCUUAUAACUGUGAGGCAACAGUACUAAAAAAAAAGUUCAAAUUACUUGCCUAAUAAGAGGCCCCAAUAACUGUGAGGCAACAUUUAUCAAAUACAACUGAAUCAAAUAUAUGACAAAACAGCUUUACCUAACUUUCAAACGACAUUAUUUUAUUAAAUACAAGUGAAUCAAAUAUAUCUGAAAACAACAAAUGGAAGUCGUUUCAGUUAAGCUAAUAUGUAUUUGUGCCAUGUACUUCACAGGUUAAGUAAACAUUUCCUUACUUUCGAUGUCGCUUGACUUACCAAAAGUGAUGUGAUGCACUGAAAUAUCACACUAGCAUCAUUUGCCUUUGUAUGGUUCAUUCAUUUCAAAGACUUACAAGUCCACUAAUUACUCGAGGAGAGAACUACCAAGUCCGUGAAAUCAUAAUAAUUCCUUGCCAUGGACACUCUAACUUUUGAGGUUCGAUGUAGACCUUAACAAUCCUCACUGGUUACAAUUCUCUUCACAUUGGUUCCAUUAAAUUGUGAGGCAGCCUUAAAUCAAAAGCGAUUGCAAACGCAUGGUUCCUGGCUAAAAGAUGCUUUCACGAUAACCAUUGUGCGCCCUUCAUUCUUUUUUGGUUCUCCACUAUACACAUUAUCUUCUUCCGUCGUUUUUAAACUCUUCACUUUCUUCUCGCUGUCCAGCAGCUUGCAUGCGCCAUUCUGAAAUGUGAGAAUUCGCUUAUUUCCACUUUAUGUAAACCUGCACGAAAUGUCACGUGUGCCCCAUAUUUCACCGCAUUUAUUGAACAUAAACAUUGGAUCAAAGUAAUAACUUGUUUGUGUCUUUCAUAAAACAUAUCCCAUUCAAACUAAUUCUGUAUCUUUUCAUCAACCUAGAUAUAUAAAAAAAAGAGUGUACAUGUUUGUCUCGUUCUAAAAAAAAUGUUUCCCAUUAUUGCUUUAUGAGGUGGGGCCAGAAAUUUAGAAAAUGUAUUUUUUUGCGCUGAGACCACCAAACCAAUUCUCAGUACAAUAUGUUUUCCAUUAAAGACUAAUGCUAACUCGUUGAAAACCACCCGCCUUUUUACCUUCUAUUUUAACAAUUGCCUGAUAUGCUUUUUUAGAGUGACCACCAAAAUGGGAAUGAAAUUGUUUCCACUUACAUAAAGUAGUUAUCCAAAAUCAACUAUUUCAAAUGGCCGCCGCAUCUAUAUAACAACUACUUAAACCUUACAUGUUCAUGUUCUGUGAAACUGCAAUGAACCAGCUCGCCUUUUUACCAUUAUAACAAACAGGAUGGAUAUUUUACCAUCUAAUUAUCUGAAUGUGAGCCAAGAAUCAACCUGAUUCCUCAUAACAUAUAAUGUUGAACUGUCGCUAUUCAAACAAUGCCUACAAGCCUGGAAAAUUAAGGAUACCUAAGUUUUUGGUAAGAAAGUUGCCAUGAACAUUUUAAGAUUACCAUUUACUGAUAAUCGAAUUUCUGGCCAUUUGAUUUGAAUUGAGCAAAGAAAUUAGUUAUAAGUGGUAAGUCCGACCAAACACUCUUGUCUGGAGGUAAUUUCAAAUCCAAGAGGUUAUCAAUUAAAGGUAAAAGCAUUAAAAACAGAUUAAUGACACACAGUAGCGUUGUUAAUUUACAAAAAGAUUGAAAUUAUAUGAGGUGAAAUUAUACUAUGUCAAAACAUUUUAUAUUAAUAUGUGCUUACUAUUUACAGAUAACAGCCAUUUCAUAACAUUUGAGAUUGUCCAUUUCUGCCAAAAACACGUUUUUUUUUACCGUUUUUAACCAAAAAAACCAGUUCCCAAAAAUAUUCCAUAACGCCCUUUACAGAUUUCUGGCAUUUUUAAACUUCCCAUCUCAUUUGAACAGUUUCGAGGCAGCAUUUUGUAGCCAAAAAUUGCCACUUUCCAGUAAACGAAUUUUGUUUGAAGAACAUUUCUGCCAGUGCUGAGAAAUCAUGCUUUGCAAUCUCAUUUGAAAAUAGGUAUUUUGGUGAUUAAUUACCAUUUCAUUGCUAUGACAAUUUUCCGAUGACAUUGCAACCCUGAUCAUUUAACAAAAUUUUCAUCUUCAUCUAUUUUCGCCAAAACAACUUUGGUGUCAAUUUUUCCAAAUCUUUGUUUAUGGCGAUGUAGUUUACGCAUCUCAAACGGGAGGUAUUGACCCUGAAAAACUGUAGGGCCCCCCGAGCCAUCUCAUUUGAAUUUUUGUUUUAACAUUCAACAGUUAGGCUGUACUGUGAUAAAGUUCCAUGUUGUUAAGGACCCUAAGAAAGCAUUUGUGCUGUACUUUGUGCAAGACAUUUUGCAGGCCAGAAUUAUGAACAACGCAGACGCCGAUUUUGCAGAUACAUAAACGUGUUCAAAGGGCUUGGAGUAGUUUGCAUCAAUGCAUCAGCGCUGACGCAUUUUGCCAAAAUCGCCACUUAGCAAAGGGCCCUUUGCCAUCUCAUUUGAAUUUUUGUUUAAGUCAGAUGAACACGUCAGGCAGGAAAGAUUUGUCUUUUGUUAUGCACUAUAACAACUUUGCUUCAUGUGGCAUUGUUAUGAUAAACAAAACAAAUUCUCAGGUUUGAGGUAGCUCAAUAAUCCCUUGUUUAAUUAAGUGCACGAAGGACAUACAUCGAAAUAAAUUCCGUGACGUGGUUUCCGCUUUAUAUUAUGCAUUAAUUUGUCAGAAGAACACCAGCUGUUUUUAGAAACUUGAUCUGAAAUUUGUGUUAGAACUUUUUAUCAUAGACUCGAUGUGUAAUUUUUAAAUCAAAAGGUCUCUGUUUUAUCUUCCCAGUGAAAGAGUAAUCUCUCACUGCACUGUCAACCCAGGCUGUCGAGCACGCGCGAUUAUCACAUGUCACUGCUGGUGUGUUCUAAAAUUAACACUAUUUUGAUAGUGGUAGUGCUGGAAGUUUAAUAUUUGGAGCUUCUCGAAAACUUUUUGAGCAUUUACGUGAAAACCUGAAAUAAUAUAGUAAACACGCCUCUUCAGUUGAAGUUUCAUUGAUGUCUCUACAAACACUGACAGCAACAACAAGAAAGGAAAAAUUGUUGUCUUCAAGUGUGCACCACCAAGACUUGGAUAAAUAAUGUCCAUUGCUUGUCAUUGUGGCGUUGCAAAUGAAAAUUUUUGCUCGGUUUUGCUUCUACAAGGGCAAGCUAAAUUUAAUAUCCCUCUCAAUUUUCAAGCACUCGCCGCGUCGGCCAGACGACAAGCCCUAGUAAUGCGGUGCGGAGGACUAUAAUAUUUGUAACAUCUCCAGAUCUGUUGGGUCUUGAAAGUUCGUAUUCAAACGUUCCAGCAAUCCUUUUUAGUUUUAAAGACUUGAUUUCAUGACAAAAGCUUCAUCGAUGCACAUGGCAGUCUACUAACUAUAGUCUCAACAUCAACAAGGAAGAUCUUGUUUUUGGCUUUUGAUAUCCACCGCCGUAGCCAGUAUGAGGCGAACCGAGGCACUUGUCUCUGUAAAAUUUUAUGAAAUACUGUCGAUUUUUAUUUUUUUUAUCAGACUGAUAAUAUUAGAAGAUUUCAUAUGGCUGAUUUCGUACAACGGACCGUGUGUUCGCCUCGGUUGUAGUUUCUUCCUGGCUACGGCCCUGAUAUCGAUUGUGAUUUCUCUGAUGUGGACCGCAGUCCCGCGAAAAGAAGAAAAUAAAAUGUCACACAUUCCGUUUCUUUUGAGAGCUGGAAAUUUUAACUCAAAUUCAUGACCAUCUACUCCACAUUCUAAUAGCUAAAUGGGAAGAUUCUUGUGUUAUUGGUGUUUUCUUCGGCGUCUCUUGUGUUUGUUGUGAGUGAGUUCACGAUUUGCAAAAUGAUUAUUGCUACAUGAUAAGUAAAGAAUUAAAUGCAAAAUUGUCUUAUCUCCAGUGUAAUUAAAGUGUAACGUAUUUGUAGUUUAAACGUAUGUACAUUAUUUCGCUAGAAUACUUUGGAGAUAUGUUUCAAUGGAAAUCUGUUGUAAGUUCCGUGUCGCAUGUUGCAUGUAAAAUAUUUUUAGCGUGUGCCGAUCCAGCAGUUUCUUGCUUGUCGGUGAAACAUUUACACCUGUAAACAAAGAGAUAGCUCAUACAUACUAAUGAGACUAAAUGUGCACUAAAUGCAUUUCAGAGCAGACGUGUCAGUGUGUCAGCCUGAUGCAUGUUUGCGUCUGGCCCGACGCAUGGACUUGUUUUUCCAGACCUGUAUUAUGCAUAUAUUUUGGUUUGCUUAAUUCUGGCCUGCAUUCUAGGUGAACUUUGAUCGUGGAUGACAAUCAUAUGGCCGGAUAGUGGUCUAAUCUACAAAUUAUUGACAGCUAAAUGUAUUGAUUUAUCUUUAUUAGUGGACUACAGUACGUAUUUCAAGGACGUAAUCCAAUACUGCUAUUGUCAAUUCAGUCCGGUGUCCUCUUAAUAGAGGUUUUUAACAAUAGAAGUUAGACAAAUACAAUUUAUUUUAGUGUCCGUGUCCGCUUAAUAGAGGUGUCCGCUGAAUAGGAGUUCAUUUUAAAGGGAAAUAUAAGAUGUUUAUUUCUGGUCCGGGCUUAGUGUCCGCUUACUAGAGGGUGUUGGCUUUAUUGGGGCUCCCCUUAAUAGAGGUUUCACUGUACUUACUAAAAAAUAUCCAGAGGAAAGGGUGGGGGGUUGUGAGCAAAAACAGCGAAAGCUACAUUUACUGCAGACAAAAGCAGGGGGAGUAAAAUGAUUGACUUCAGCAAAAGAACUGGAAGAUUUCUAAAUCCCUGCUAAAGUCUAUGACCACCCCACUUACGCCAACAUUAAUAAGUUGACUGGUCACAACACCAAACAUUGCCCAUGCUGAAAUAUCAGAGCCACUGCAUCUUUAACUAAGUGACUUUUCAUAUCUUUAGAUUGUGACUGUCCAAAUGGGUAACCAUAUCACAGGUCAAACAGGUCAAUUUUGAUUUAACCUACUUCUAGCCCUAGUAGACAAAAGAAAAUUGUGACUUACCCUGGUACAAAAAUUUAAUCUGAUCAAAUUAAAUUCGACAUGUACAAUGUAACAACUCUUAUAUCUGCUAUUUGUUCAUCAGUGUUUGUGUUUGAUAACUGGAUGCCUUUAAAUACUGGACCUGAGCUAGAACCAAAAAUCAAGUUGUACUUCAGUUGGAAAUGUUGAUACAGUGACCUGCUCAGUGAGGGGAGAAAAAAUUGGUCUCUAAGAAAACGUUUUUGACCAGUUUAAACUGACCUUACUAGGGAAAACAACCCUUGACUUUCAUUACAGAUUUUUUUCCUGGGCAUUUAAAAGGCUUUAUUUUGGUGGAAAAUUGUUUGAGAAAACUUCUAGGAUUUUAGGAAUAGUUUGAAGGAAGUGGUAAAGUGGGACACGAUUUUUGAGUCAUUCUUACUUGCUUUUUUGUGUAUACUUUCUCUGGCGGUUUUGACUAAAUUUGCUCAUUUGCUUAUGAUUGAAAUAUCCCAUCACCCUGCACUAAUUAAAUUUAAGUGUUGUCUGUGACCGUUAAAACUGAUGAUGUCACACAUGGUACAAGAGAUAUCAGAAUCCACAUAAGCUGUUACAGGUUUCAAUAGGUUAAACCUAGAAAAUAAACAAAAAGAAACUGUUAGAUUAUUAUGAAUCCCUUCCAUUUAGAUUUGUUAUCCAAUGAAUGCUUUAUUAAUGUUUUAUGUAUUAUUUUAUGUCAGUGAAGGUUACUUUACUUACAGCUGUCUACAAGGCUAAUUUAUUGCUGCUCAAUGAACAUUUUCAAUGGCUCUUUGCAGCUGUAGUUAAUAACAAUGUCUUAUGCAGGGAUGUCACUACAUUUAGGUUUAUAAAUUCAUAGAAGGGGCAAUUUGUGUCUUUAAUAGCCAGGGGAAAUCCAUGGUUCCCAGUCCUCAGCCGUUAGCCCUUUUUUUUUUUAGGCAGAGUGAUAAUAAACCAUUUUACAGUUUUGGGCAAACUUAGUAACCUAGCCUCUAAGCCAAUAUGAGGCUAAGAUUGGCCUUGUUUUAAUACAAACCUCCUUUCAUUUGUUAUGGAAAUUUUGCAAAAAAUUUCCAGUUAAAAGGAGAACAUUAUGUUUUGCAUAUUAAAGGAGAAAGGGUCAUUGAUGUCAAAAAAAUGGUCAACUCUAGCCUCAUUGUCAGCUGUCACUGUAAAAUGGCUUAUUAACACACUAUGACAAAUGCAUUGUUUUUUUUUCAGAAAAGGAAAAUGAGAAUGGUGAAGCAAUGGAUGGUCAGUGUAAUGGUCCUUCUACUGCAAAUAAGAUUUCUCCUGAGAAUGAUGCUUCGCAACAGCCGCCUCUAACACAGCAAGGAAAUUUGUUCACAAGCAGAGAAGUGAAGAAAGAUCUGCCAGUGAAACAGCUGGACAAAAUGAGUAUGAUGGAUCAAUUAACACAGGAGCUAGGUAAAAAACAGAAGCUGUAUCAGCUCAAACAGCUAGUCACAAGCUGCUGCAAUAUUGUUUCAACAAUUUUUAUUGUUUGAGAGUUUCAGUCGACUAAGAGUUGAGACACAAAGCACAUUCUUCUGAGUUUUUAAUGAUCAGAAGCUUUAGUCUUUAUACAAGUAGAUAUGUGGAACUGUUAUCUUUUGUUUUCUUUGAUCAAUACUUGAGAAGGCAUAGAUGUAGAUGCCAUAAACCUUGAUUUACUGGUUUACUGUGGUUUUCUUGAACUAAAACUGAAACAACAGAAACAAAAUGGAUUGUACCUUGACAAACUAACUUGAUGUUAAAUUGAUAAACAUUGUGUACGUGUGUGUGUUGGGAAAAGUACUUGUAACAAAUUCAGACAAGGCUGUGCUCUAGCAAAGCCUAACUAUUGUUCCUGGGUGACUAAAAAAUCUUACAUGAAUAAAAUAGAAAUCAUAUGCCGGGCACCCUGAAUUUUGCAGGUUCAGCAAACUAAGCUUCCUUCAAUUUUUCUUAGAGCACAGUCUUGUCAGACCUUGUGGACAAUAGAGUGCAUUCUUGAUAUCAGGUCUCUAAUUUUGUAUCUUGAUGUUUAGCUCGACGGAAUACAGGAGAGAGUUCAACAAUUGAAAAAACCAUCCUCAAGACACAGAAUAAUAGACACUGUACCACCAACACCCAACAUCCCAGGUAGACUAUCAUGAGUUCCAUUAUUGAACAGUUGACUUUCUUUUUUGUACUUCUUUUUAGGCUGCCAAUUGAACAAUCAAAUGACACCGUUCUAGGUUGAGGGCUGGUGCACAAUAUACCAAGUGAAUAACAAGAGUUAAUCACAAAGAAAACACAAUGAUCUCUAGCCCUUACCAGAAACUCAUAAGGGGUUGAAAUGUGUAACUCUCAUAUGUUUGCUUUGUCCGAUGCUCGUGAUUAUUCAUUUUCAAAAGUACCAUAUUUGGAAUGAGAAGAAGAGGUGACUGACCAAUCAAACUUCGUAAACAACAUGACGUAAUUUCACUUCAGGUUCCCGCGCCCGGUUAAAAAAAUGGCCGACAAAUGGGGGGAAAACUCCCAAAAGCCGAGAAAGCUCUCAAAGGUUGAAACCAGGAAUCUUACCGAAACACUGAGCAGGAUAUUAUUGCCAUAACACCCGGGCUAAACGUAACAUUAUGAAACCCAUUGACGUCCUCGCAAGUACUUGAAGUUGUCACUUCAAAAAACGAUGCCUCGUUGACCCUCUUCACAGUGAACUUAUGCUGCAAAUAGGCUUUUAAAAUUCUUACAUUAAAAGUCUAGAAUAAACAGUAAAAAAUAUUUUCGAAUAAAAUUCAUUAGCUGCAUAACGAAAAGUGCCAAAACCUGAACCUGACAUCUUCCCAAAAAGUGAUGCGUGUAAUGAAUCUGAGAAGCAUUUAAGCUUAAAUUCAGCUUGGAUGUUGUAGUCACGAUCGUGUUUUUUUAUGAAUGAACAAACUCAAAACAAUAGACAAAGAAGCUGUUUCUUGAAAAUUUUUAUUCAAAGUCCAAAAAGUUAAUCCUUUAAAGCAAUUCGGAAAAACACUAUCUGGAUCGUGGAUCCGUUCACGCAAGUGAGCACAUGGCAAAAUUCAACACAAAAUCCAUCUCAAAUCGGAGCACAUUUUGUAAUUUUCCUCUAAAGCGCCGAAGAGAAAAAUUUAUAAAACGUCUAUGAAACAUUUAAAAAUACAUAAAUCCCCUUUCAAAAACGUAAUUGUCUUGGCCAUAGAGUGCAAAAUGUACCUGAAAAUUCAGCAAAAACUUCUUCCUUGGUUGCAUUUCAAAGAUGACCAUGCACUCCGUCGUGAAGAAAACAAGGUUGAAUUUCUAGAAGGACGAUUUCUUGAUGAAAAGCUUCCCUUCCUCCACAAAAAGAAAGCUGAGCAUUCUUUUGAACUUUCUCUUUCCAUUUUUUGUCUUUUAACGGUGUAUUUUUAACCCUGAAAUGCAGAACUCUUGUCUUAAAGCAUCUGCAUGGUGAUCGCACGGCAGCCAUUUGUUGAAAAUGGAUAUCUGUCACUAAGGUUUCCAAAUAUGGUAAAAGUGAAUAUUCACGAGCAUUGAACUCGAGUUACACGUCUCAACCCCUUACGAGUUUCUGCCCUUACUCAAUAACAUAAUAAACUUCACACAACAGAACAUCCCAGUUGUUGUGGCGGGAAGGGGGAGUGUUGUGGGUGGAGGUGGGUGCAUAUUCCAGACUGGGCACUUGUUUUUCCUGAGUGGAGGGGGUGUCUGUACACAGGCUAAUAUAAAAUCCCUAUCUCAAUGUUCAAAAUAAGUUACCAGUAAGUAACUUUCCUUUGUUCAUUCAUGAUACUUCAGGUUUGUGGUAGUUCAAAGUGUUGGCAAGGAUAGUAACAGACAUGAAGGCCAAGAGGAAGAAACCAGAUGGCCUGGGAGUGUAACACAUGAUAGUAGCAGCUAUUCCAGCUCUGAUGAAGAAGAGGAAACACAUGGUGUUGUUACAGGUAAUAUCGCUUUAAUAUGACUUGUGACUUGUACAGCGUGCAAAGAAAGUAGUCAUGUGUCUGAUAACCUGGGGCUAGUUGAUUUUGUUAUCGGGCUAGUGAUUUCUAUUCUUAACUUGAACGAUAGGCAAAUGAAGUUUUUUGAGGGAAUUCAAAUCAAAGACGAACUGUAACCAAUGCUCAUCAAAAAUUUUUUUUCAGGCUAGUUGAAAUGCCUUUUGGGCUAGUACAUGCUAGCUACAACUUGCCCGAAUGGCAAGCUUCAAAACUGGCUUUCUUUGCACCCUGCUUGGACCUGGUUGCACCUGAUCUUUUGUUUCUCUGCUAAGUAAUCAACAGUAUAGGCCUGUUCAAAAUAUACUUUGUAAUACUCUUCAAUGCAAGGCUUAACCUGAUGAGCAAAUAAGACACUGCAACAAUCAGGCUUAGAUGAAGCACUACCCAAAAUGAUGUUGAAAUAUGACAGUAAUAUUCUGUUAUUUCCUACAGUGGCCUAUUGAUGUGCCAUAUAAUAUGAAUUUAGAAGGUCAUUGCUAUGGUAAAAUUAAGUGAAUUCAUUAUGCAAAUUAAAAAUCAGUCCUCUAGAUAAAUUUGAUUUUGCAUAUGACAUUUGAAAUUUUGAACAGAGAGCUUGUUUAGAAUAAAUCUUAUUAUUAUAUCUUUUUUAUUGGUAUGUAACUUAAGAUGACUGGAAAAAAUGAAAUAGAUCAUCAUGUCACUGAAGACAUAAAGGCAGGGCUUCAAAUAAUGGCCAGUCAAUGGACAAUGUCCAGUCAGAAUUGGGUAUUGAACGGACGAAUCCUUGGAUUGCAGUACAUGUUGUCCAAUUAUUUACUCGUUCAAAGAAAUUUUCAUUCUUUACUACUUGAUAAGAAAGAGGGACAACAUUUAUGUUUCUGAAAGAAAAAUAAAGUGAAACUAGACAAAUUGUGACCCUAUUUGGGAAAAGCGGGCUUAACGAAAAUUGCGUUGAGCCGUUUUUUAUCGCAACGCAUUUGGAAACGGAAUGCAUUGGCGAACAUUCUUAAUGCAUUUGAAAGCGUUGGCAAUGUUCUCCAACGGAACUAAGAAACGUUCAGUAUCGUUUCAAAAUCAUUUCAAAACAUUUGGAAAACGUUUUCGAACGUUGAAAAUGCAUUUAAUGGAACAUCAUUAAUUCGUUGCAAUGGGAAACAUUCACCAAACAUUCUAACAUUGUCAACGACUGAGUUACAAAAGCUCCAAACUGUCAGGCUUGCUCCAUCAUUCGAAAAUUUAAAGCCACUGUCAUAAAUAAAGUGAUAAAACGUUUAAAACUUCACAGCGUGAGAAAUGUUCGAUCCGAAGAAUCAAUAAUUUGUUCCAUUUUCGGUUUUUAAGUCUGUGUUAUUAAAGAGGGCAAAAAAGAGGGGAAUUAAAUUUGAAAGCACGCGUUGUCGAAAGUGUUAUAGGUCUGAAUUUAUUUUAUGCUGUUCUUUCAGUGUUACGGCGGUGUGCGUGCUUGUGACUACCUUGUUUGAUAGCUCCCUGUAAAAUUAACAGAUAUCAGAUGCUUGAUAUGGGUCGCUGAUUUUAAGACUAAAAUAUACCAAAUUUCUACCGGGGGAGUUGUACUAUUUACCGACUUUUCCUUCUUCCCGUGUUUCCGGUUUUUUUGCUCGGGGAUUCAAUAAAUUCAACCAGUUCAGUCACGGAACACCCUGGCAAACGCUAGACAUUGUAUCCUUUAAAAGCAAAAACCUGAAAACGUGACAUUCUUCACAAAAAAUUCAUGGUUUUUAUCUGUACCAGUCAGCUGUUAUGAAGAUGUCAAAAUUUAUGAUCACGAAUAUUUUCUGAUCAAAGCUUGUUGCGUGACACUACCGUCAUCACGGCUCAAGGGUUUGGAAAGGUCAACGCGGUAAUGUUUUCCGUAUUACUGUUUUGAUUUUUAUGGUGUUUUUUUUUUUCACUGAUUCUUCAAUGGACUGCAUGGCUCGCAUGACUCGCUGGCUCUCAUUUUAUACACAUACAGCACACUUUUUGGCAGAUUUCUUUGCCAUCAUCGCUCGAUUAACGUUGCAAGCGCGCAAUGUGGUUGUCGCUUUUAAUCUCUAAAAUCUUCUGCUUGCAAUCGUCGCGACUUCAAUUUCGUCGGAAUUACUGAAGUACUAUUUUUCUCACCUUUGGUCUCGCUCUCUCCCAAUUUUUUCGUCUUGUAUCUUUUCCCUGAGGGAUUUUGGAGCCGGAACAGAUUAAUUUUGAAAGGGAUGUGAGAAUUAACCGACUGCAAGCAGUCUAGCACGCCGCUGACAAAGGUAGAAAAGGGCAAAAAAUUGGCAACCCCAAAAUUCUGUCAGCCAGCUACGUACAAAAAGAAAUGCACAACCUGAACAGUCAGCCUUACAGUUUUAAGAAACGUCUCAAGAACUUCUCUCCUUUAUUUCCAGAUUUGAAAGUCCAAGAAAGUAAUGUCAUGCUUUUCUCAAUUACCUCUUGACAUGUUACAACCUGAAACAACAUCAAACACACGCAAUGUCACAAAGAUCAAAGUUCUAUGCAAAUUGAUUUGAACCGAUCGAGAACAAAAAGUAAAAGCCUUUGUUUUCCAUUGCGAAUUCAUGUCGUUAUUCCCGUUGAUAUUACUGUUAUAUGGAGGUAUCAUUACUGUUCCUGACAAAAGUUGUAUUUUCAAAGAACGUUCUCAAGCGUAUCGAUGUCUAAUCAUCAGUGGCUUCAAUUAAUGUUAAUUUUUCGCAUCCUGGGUUGAACUUCAGGAACUAAUUUUAUCGAUAAAAAAAAAACGUUUGGAAGCAUUGCCAAUGCAUUGAACAACGUUGGAAAAACAUUCUAAAACGUUGGAAAAACAUUUAAAAACGUUGAAAACAAUUGCCUGCGUUUGAAGGAAAACGUUGUAAAUGCGUUGAGAAUCAUUGGAAUCCGUUUCAAUGCAUUGUAACGCAUUCAAAAUGCGUUGAAAUGCUUUUCAACGCAAAUUUCAUUAAGCCCGGUUUUUCCAAAUAGGGUCACAAUUAACGGUUAAGAAAUUCCCAGUAGUCACAAAUUUCCACGAUGUCUUCUCAAACUCAUUAAUUAUUCAUGUAAUGAUGACCCCAGCAGCUUGCAUCAAUUGAGUCAGGUGCAUGUAUUUUGAUACUUAAUGAACAUGCCAAUCAAGACACAUUCGAUUAGUUCACUUCUCUCAGAAUGUUGCUUCUUCUUGCUCACUCACAAACUCCUUCUCCUCCUUCUUGCACUUAAUGUGAAGCCCUUCUCGAACGCCAUCCUUCAUCUCGGCAUCUAAGCAACAUUGGAACAAGACAAACCUUCGAAAAACAACACACCAAAUUCAAUUCCCAAAACAGUGCAUUUUAAAAUUCUGAACAAUGCGGUCUAAAAGUCAUCAAUUACCUUUUGUCACUAGCGUCCAGAGGAUUCAAAGCUUCGGAUCCAUUUUUCUCCUCCAAAUAACGCUUGAGCACACAAAUGAUACCAUAGACAGUCUUGGGAGGGUAUCUUCCACCGAACUUUUUAGCUACCUCCAUCACUAAUUUUGACAACCAAUAGUUCAGCAACGGAGCAUCCAUUCUGGCAAUAUCUGCGCUCAGAGCGGUAACCUUGUGUAAAUCGUAGUCCUUGAAGAGACCACCACAAUCUAAUACAGGAACUUGAACCCCUCUUAACCUCUGCCAUUCACCAAAAAUGGUCACAGCCCAUUUGUUUUUAUACUUAGUUGAAGCUGGAACGGCGUCAUUCACCAGAACAUUUUCUUGAAAAGAAGUUUUAGGAACGCGAAAUCUUUCUGAUUUGGACUCAACCUCCAUCACGUGCCGUAAUGUUAAUCCACUGAAAAACCCGCCAGCAUGGCCGCAUAUUAAAUAUUCAUUUCAUUUGCCACGAAUAAGAAACAAACAAUAGCCUAUUGAGCACGUCUUGUAAUUACCUAUUCUUCGGAAAUAAUUCCACUAAAUUCUCACACUAGUUUCAGAAGCCAGCUCAAAAACUUGUGCUUCGGUUUUCAUCAGGGGUUUCAAACACCUCGAAACUUUAAAAGCACUCCGCCUUUGGUGGCGUGCUUUCAUCCGUUUCUUGAUGUUUGGAACCCCUGAUGAAAACCUCGCACUCAUUUUUGAUCCAUUACAUAAACUCCUAUUGCAAUGCAAAUUAUCAUGUCUUCCGUUAUUUUGUUUACUUUAGGUGUUCCCAAUUAGUGGACAGUUUUACCUUCGGCUAGGUACCUUUGACUGUUAAAUCAAGUGAUUGAUUGCCCAAACUAAAACAAAACGAUACAUUUAUUAAGCCUUUUCACUCCUAGACAACAUUAAAAAGUUAAAGAGAACAAACCAUAUGUCACUUCACCCUACAAAACAUGCUUGGGUACAAAGCUUUCUGGUGAUUUCAUCACUCGAUGCAUCUCAAAACUGGAGGGUAAAACACACAAAGUGGUAGAAUAAGGUUGUCUUUCAAGUAUGGUAAAUGGAAGAAAGACAGCUAGUGCAACAAUUGUACUUGGAAUAAGACGCCAUGCACUUUAUACAUACAGUGCUGCUGAAUUUCAAAAACGCAAGAUAAUAUGCUUAUCUUUACAUUUUAGUUAGCUUCUUUUUUCAUAUUAAGUAAGAGAUCAAUCCAAUCCUUCGGCUUUCUUAUAUUUUACACAUUUUAUUUUAAAUGUAGUUGUAGAAACAAUGUGUAAGUGAUUUUGCCAGGUGUAAACAAACGAUUGUGGUUGUAUCUUGCGUAACCAUUCCACAUAUGCUAGCAGAGAAUAGUAACACUAUUAACUUGUAAUUUGUAUUGCCUAACUGACUUGGACUCAUCAGGUUUUUAGUUAAAAAAAGGUUUAGUACAUACAAUCUGGGUUUACAUGUACUAUUCAGGGCUUCUGAUAGGUCGCAGAAAAAAAAGUCAAAUUUCGAGGGAUUUUUAGGGACAAAAUUGCGGAAAAAUUGGCCGAUUUUGCGGGAAUUUUCGGGGCAAACUUGGCCGGAAGGCGAUCGGUGAAAAAACUGCGGAUUUUGAGGUUAUUUUCGGGCAAAUCUCGCUAGAAAUCAAUUGGUUUUACGCUGAUCAGACCAGCGUUUUUAAUGUUUUUCUAACAGAGGUCAUCAUUUGCUCUUUCAACAAAAAUUCGCUCCAGAAAUGAACCAAUGGCAAAGCCUUUAACAUCAUGGCUAGUACCCAGUUUUUUGCAACAUAAUCUACGCCUGCUAGUUUCGGAAUGUUCUUUGCUGAUGAAGUUUUGACAUAAAUUUGCGAGUUUAUGGCAAGUAAAUAUCCCCAGUAGCUGAGACAAGUUUCAAAAUUGCUAUUUCUACCGGAUUUCACGCUAUUUUGGGUGUUUUUGUGAAUUUCGCGGGAUUUUGUGGAUUUACCUGAAUUUCGUGGCUCUGCGACCACGCGAAAUAUCAGAAGCCCUGACUAAUGCAAGAGUUAUGUCUGUUGCAAUUUGACUAGUCGUGUCCGAGCAAAUGCAUGUUUGACCUGAAAACAUAACCGGUACCUGCCCGGCCGUUAUUUGAAGUUCUGCAUAAAGGGGGUCAGUUCAAAAUAAAAUUUUGUUUAGCAGACAAAUUUAUAAGGAGAGAUAAUUUACUGAAGUAAAGGCCUGUAAUUUCAUUCUGUCAAUUCAGAAUUUUUCCUCCUUGUUUAAGUGCUUGUGGUGAAUUUAUAUUCAGGUUUAGUCUGUUGAAAAGUUAAUUUUGUCUGGUGGAGUAAUUUUUGCAGGAAUGUAUACAAUAGAAUAUCAAUUUCUUUAAGUGACAUGUUUUUUAAAAUUCCAAAUAAUUAAAAAACUGGGAUUCCUCUGUUUGUGAAAUUUCUAGUCUGUUUUGUCGCUGACUAUGUUCAUAUGAAAACUGGAUUUAAAAAAAUAUAUCAAGAAAUUCACCCAAAUAAAUUGCUCUUUAUCCAUGUUGUUUUCCAGGUCUAGCCUCCAAGCUGAAGAGGAAAGAUAGUUUAGCUCUAAAGCUUAAAAGCCGACCAAGUCAAAGUGAACUUGAAGCCAGAAACAUACUUCCAAGUAAGUCAUGUUAUGAAGCUUUUCAGCUGUUGAUAGGUUUGUUUUGAAAGUGGAUGAUAACAAUAAUUUUAUUUUUUUUUCUUUACCAAUGAGACUUGUUAACAAAAGUGUUUAGAGAUGAACUCCUACUUUUACCAAUUUAUUGUUUUGAUUUAAAGUGUUUGUUUUAAAAACUGAGUUUCUUUGCUUUUCAUCAUAAUAAGAGUAAUCAAGUGCUUUGAUUUCGAUUCACCAUAAUGUGAUUUGUAGUGGCAGUUUCUCUGUUACACUCAUCAUGUUUAAAACUUGAAAUAUUUUCUUCUUGGAAAGGUCUUUGAAGGUUUCCUGUACGUAAGAUAUUUUUAUUACAUUUAUUUUCAUGCUGUUAAAAUCCUCUGACCUGAAACAUUGUACAUUUUGCUUAGGGGAGGUUUGUGCUUAUACACUGUAUAAAACACAACUUAAAUUUUGGAAGAAUUUCUGUUUGACUGGAGGUCGCUUAAUUUUAUUGUGGUACUGGUACAAAGGUGUUAAGAAAUAAAUCACAGAUGAAUUCCAGAAAUCUGCAGUCAUGUAAUUAUUGAUGUUGAUAAUGGUUAAGUAAUUGUGUCUAUGGAUCCUGUAGGGUUUCUUUUGUAUUAAUUUCCUUUAAUCUGAUAGGCUUAAAGUAUUGAUUAAAAGUAAGCAGCAAGUUUAUUUCUUCUUUUUGGUACAAAUUUUAAUUAAUAUUCAGUUGAUUUUACAGCAUUUGAUAAGUGAUCUAAUAAGUUCAGAAAGAUUUUCAAAACCCUCUGUAUAAGUUGGGAGGUAGGAUCUGAAAGAUAUUUUCUUUCUGCAUAAAAUAGUAGCUUUUUAAACAUAUGACAGUGGUUCAAAAACACCUGUCUUAAUGCUGAUAGUUUCAAUUAACCAUCCUUCCAAUUAGAAACAAACAGCUAUUCUUUAUUGCACCUGGUGUCUUGAACAAACUAAAAAAUAAUGUCAUAUUGCAUGAAUUAUCUGUCUGAUAUCAGACAAGGUUUCUACAUUUAUGUCAAAUUUUAUCCCAUAUGAUAGCCUAAUGACCUGUCCUCAAUUCUGGAGUAUGUUGUUUAUUCGACAAGUUGUCUCUUUAGUUGGGCAAUCUCAGGCAGUGAUUCUGGAUUUAAGUAAGUGUGUGACAGACUCUUUCAGAUAACCAGCUUUUUCCAAUGUUAGCAGUUUAGUACAGUAUAUUCAUAUAUUUUUAAAACAGAUUGUGGCAAGGUUUUAUUAAUCAUUAAGGUUAAGUGUGACAAUCUUAACUCGAGUUCCUCUUGAUGACCAAUCUUUGUGUAUAUAAAACAUAUUCAGAAAUUUUGACGACUCUAUUGGUUUAAUAAUCAUGAUAGGUUUCUGAUCUCAGUCUUAAGUUUUUUCCAUUUAGUAUUUUAACCUCAACAUAUUUGGAUUAAUUAGUGGUUUUGUGGUCAUCUUACUUGCCUGUCAACAUGGUUAAGAACUUACACAAAUGCAGAUGACUCAUAACCUUAUUUGUAAAUGGUCCCGCUGGUGCUAAGGUGUUAUCCCCCACAGUUUCAGUAGUGUUAUAAGCUUUUGUUGAUUCCAGGUUAAAAUGAUUUUACCUAGGUUGAUUCUCAUAUUUCUGUGUCUCCUACUGCUAAGAGACAAAGGGAACUGAGAAUCAACCUAGGUGAAAUCAGAAUUAACCUGAAAUCAAAUUUUUCCUUUGACAUAAAUUUACCAUAAAGGCAAACAUAGAACAGUAUUAAAACAGUUUUUAAUAGUUUGUAUCAAGGAAUUUGGGUGCUUAAUUCAGUGGUGCUCAGAAAGAGGUGAAAAUAUUGUUAAUUGGCAAUCUUAUGAAAAUGUCAUACAUAAUUUUAAAAAAGUUUGUGCUGACAUAUGAAGGAAAUAAAGCUUCUUAUAGGUUUACUGGAAGAGCAAAUUACUGGUAGUCUUUCAACUGCCCAGCCUUAGUUUUCAAAAUAAUUUCACAAUACUCUAGGUUUUAGCAGAUAUGUAUUGUACAAUACUCUUGUUUAUUGCAUAUCCGUUAAAUACUGCUAGUCUUCACUAGGCAAUGGUGUUGUUUUUCUUAGAGGGACUAAUAUAUAAAUUUAGCCAGGGCUAAAAGCGAAGAUCUUGUAAGUACACUUAUAGUUUGCUAAAGCAAAAAACUAAGUCAUGUAAUGCUAAAUGGCGAUGGCAUCGAGAAUGCCAAAUAAAUCAAUAGGUCUGAUCGGCAAAUAAACAAUUUUGCACGUGCAGCACACUUUUUUGUACAUUUCUUUGAGGCCGUUUUUGCACGACUGCAUUGUGAAACUUCCUAGUUACUUGUUUUGUAGGAAAGAAGGUGUAUGUGUUCCUGUUCAUUUUUUUUUCAACUGAGCUCAUGCCAGUUUAAAACAUUUCUCAUUUUGUCAUUUCCCCAUAAAAUUGUCAUGUUUUCCUUCCAAUGAAAUUCAUCUCCUCUGAUGUUUUAUCUCUCACUGUGUUUUCAUUCUCAGCUAGCUUAGUUCUGACACAAUCAUCCAUACAUUUUGUUACCGAUGGUGCUAUGCUGCACGCGCUUUGUGCUCGAGAGCUCCACUUUAAUUAUUAGCACCAUGGUUGCUUGUGAUUGGGGCAUAAUGAGCCUCAAUUGUGGUUGGUUGGUUUUGUUGUAAAGCAUUGUAAAGGUUAAAGUGCACCGAGCAUGUUUGUUAUUUUAUUGUCCUGCGAAGUAAAUCAAUUAGAAAGAGUAUUUUGGUGGGAAAAACAUUAAUAAAACAAGCGGCUAUGAUGCACAAGCCAAAGUGGAUAAUAUCAUAUCAUUCUAAUAUGUAUGGAAUUUGCAAUUUUUCUUUUUGUUGUUAAGAAACAUGAGGCCUCUUACUUAACUUAGCACUUGUAUUUUAGGAGGUUAAUAGAUUUAUGAUUACUUUUAUUUCAGCCAAAACAGAGGAAGAAAAGCUUGAAAGGAAGAAUGAAGUGGGAACUAAACUUAUAAGGUAGCUAGACUGCCAUUAUUAAUAAAAUCACCUUUCCUUGUCGUAUUUAUAUUUUGAAACUGUUAUGUGAAGCACACAUCACUCUAAACUUCUUUCAGUGCUUUAGAGGUUACAUCAUAGUGUAGGCAGUAAAUUCUGAUUUUGAAUCAUUAUAUUAAAGAAGAAGGAGAUUUCAAACACCAGAAAGCUCAGAAAAAUUUUCCGAGCUCCAAGUGCGAUCGAACUCACAACCCUCUGAGUUCUAGUUCAGACCCUCUAACCACUGAGCUACCGGAACUCUAAUGACGAGCAAGGUCAGAAUUUAAAUACAAGUACUCCAGACUUUUAGGGACUUGUUAGUGGGCCAGUGUUAAUACUGACCUUUGGUUUGUUCAUGAUACCUAAGUUAAUAUUGCAAUUCCUAGGUUGUUGUCAUUUGCUAAGUUUUAGUCAGCCUCAUGAGUAAUCAAUGUUGGACUUUCUUUUCUGUGGCUCUUAGGUAUUUUAAGAUACCUUUCUGUCACUGUUAAGACUUCCUCUUUUGUACUUUGUGCUUUGGAAACUGGUUUUAGCUUUAGGUGUGUGCAUCUGAUAUGACUGGCUAUAUGAGCAACAAAAUGAAGCAGAUGCUGUUACUUAUUAGUCAGGAUAUGCCUGUCAUGCCUGUAUUGUUCAUCCAAGAUAAUUUUCGCCAUAAGCCAUCCUAUGGUGGUCCAAACUCUGCCGACUGUCUCUUUUGGGGUAAUCUCCUCUCACAUUACCCCCCUCCCCCCCUGCCCCUGUAAAAAUAUAUCAACCAGGUCUGCAAAUUAUAACAGUGGUGUUACUCAGAACAUUAUACAAUGUCUAACAUGAAGUACAAACCAUAAAAUUCGCUUUUAUGACUUAAUAGUUUUUUCAGUGAUGAUGAAACAUUGCAGCAGAAACCAUUUUGAGUUGAUGAAAUUUUUUUUCUGUUGGGAAACGAAACAGACUAAAUUUGAAACUAAAUCAUGGAAAAUUUUCAAAGUCAAUAUUAUUCUAAGAUUUGGUCUUCUGUAAUUAUGGCAGGAAAUUUCUGCCAUAUCUGAGAGAGAUAACAUAUAUGUUAUUUAAGUGGAUAAUGGCUUUGUUCUUCUGUUCCAUUGUCAUGGUCCUCAACUUUGUGUUAGUCCUCAGCAACUUAAAGCUAAAGCUUAACAAAAAUUGAACCAUCUUGACCUUGUACUUGCCAGUUGAUUUUCGGUAGCACCUGUAAGCUGAGGCUUCUUUUUACUGUAUGUUGAUACAUGUGGCUAAAUUUAAUUUAGGCGAGGUUAAACACGAGACAAUGCUGGCCAGCGGUCUCCCUUACUAAUCAUUUGUGGCGCAGGCUUAGGGAUUGGGUAGUACUUGGUGUAAGACUGCCCAAAAUGUCCCGGGCCACCACCCACCACUGUUAGUGCUGUAGCGGCUGUGCUCUAGUAGACGAAAUGAUACCUGUAGUAGCUGUAGUAGCUGUAGUACCUGUAGUACCUGUAGUACCUGUAGUAGCUAUAGUAGCUGUAGUAGCUGUAGUAGGUUUAGUAGCUGUAGUAGGUGUAGUAGCUGUAGUAGCUGUAGUAGCUGUAGUAGGUGUAGUACCUGUAGUAGGUGUAGUAGCUGUAGUACCUGUAGUAGCUGUAGUAGCUGUAGUAGGUGUACCCAAGUACUACCCUAGGGAUUUUUCAGGGUCCCAGUAUUUUACAGCGCUCCUUUGGAGGUCAAGUCAUUUUGCAUACAUUGUCUUUGUCUGUGCUUGUGCCAAAGCCUUUUUGCUCCCAGCCCUUUCCUCCCUCUUGGUGGGUCUUGUUAACUACCUGAAAACUUUCUACUGAGGUUCUCAUUGUGAUGAUGGCUGGUGGUUGCCGCUCACAUGGUUGACAUGGUUACCUUCACGCUUGCUUGCAGCUCCCUCAGUUUACUCAGGCACCUUUCCCACAUUGUAAUUAAGGGUGUCUUGAAAACAAAGACUUGUAAGACCCCCAACCGAAUGACUGAACUUUAUUGAUUAGGGUUAGCAAAGUGAGUGAAUCAGUUCCAUUUAGGUCAUUAUACUGGGUUUCCUAAUCCUAAUCUUAGGGUGUCUGAUGGGGUCUUAGGGGUCUUUGGAAAUUUCUAACAUAAUUUAUUGUAAAAUUGCUUAAUGCAUAUAUUUGGUGAGUUCUUACAUAACCAAUGAAUCGACUUGGGAACCAACCAUUAAUUCUUACUUAAAAACAAAAAUGUGUUCUAAAUAUUUCAGCAGACAUUUUUAAAAAUUUUAAGUGAAUGAAUUAAAUCAAAGAACAUACUCUCACAGCAGAAACCUCCUGUUACUUUAAAUUGUAAAUGUUUAGCUUUUUCAAAGUCCGUCAAAAUUUAUCAUAUACCGGUACCUCUCUUAUGAGCAAGGGUAUAAUAUUUUAAGUCAAAUUCCAGAAUAUUUCCUGACCACAAUGAAGCUUUUAUAGCAGGUAUUUAAUUCAUUUACCACCAAGAAGCACCUGCUGUGACAUUAUAAAUUCACUGAGUUACUCAAUACUUUCAAAUUAGUAUUACUUACUGUUCAUAUUUCUUGUAUCUCAAAAUGUAGUUUUUAUUUUUCAAUGUUAUUUGAUUGAUGCAUUUGAAGAUUUUCUGUGUGCUUUGUUGUACCACAGCUAACACAACCAAAAUCUGUAGUUCAUGACAUCCAUGCAGUUAAUUAAUAUUCUGUAUCUUGAUGGUUUCUAGUAUUUAGUGCCAGGUGUUGUUUUAAUUAAUUCAAUAAAUAAAUAUACCACCACAGUUUUCAAUGGUUAUAAUAAAAUCCAAGCAAAGUAGCUAACUAUGUAGAUGUAAUUCUUCCUGUUGGAGAGCCAUGGUUGCUAAAACUCUGUAAUGUGCCCAUUUUUGGGGACGUGAAGUUAGAGACUACCUUAUGCUGCUGCAUCAGCAUUGAGAAUGUCGCAUGUUCUGUUGAGGACAGUAUACUGCUUAGAAUGUGCUGUAGAAUAUACAUUCUACUUUCUCUACAACGGAGCAAAUGAGAACAGUAGUAUGCUUUGUGAUUUGGUCUGGAAUUUGGAAAUAGCACUAUAUUGUUUCAUUUCAAGGUGUAUUAAAUUUUUGUAAGUAACUAACUCUUAAUGGAUAAUUGUAAUGGUUAAUUUUGUGGAAAAAGUAGUAUUAAGCAAAAUUGUUUGAUAUGUCGCUAAAUUUACUCCGACAUGUAACUUCCCAGAGUGUAUAAUUUUAAGUUUAGGUAUAAGUUAGUACUGCAUCCUUGGUCAUAAGAAGGUUAUAAUGAAUUAACAGUAAGUUGAUGAACCUAGAGAUACAGUGUUUUCUUUCUAAAGUUGAUAUGAAGCUACUUGCAAGACAGAAGUUUCAUUUUCCAGAGGUCUUUCUGUUGUUUGAAAAUUUUUAUGUUAUUUUCUUUCUUUCAGCUGAUUUUAGCCAGUGCCUUGUUACUGUCUUGAUAUUAUAUUUUAAUGGAUUUCUGUCUCUGUGGGACAUUCCUUGAAUGCUUUGCUACUUGUGUGUGUUAAUGAUGAUACUGUCUGUCGUUACUAUAAGAUUUAUUGGAGCCAAAAACAACUGUGAAAUUACAUAGUCAUUUCAGGCAUCCUACUGAUAAACAGUUAGUUCAUUCAGAUAUUUGCAGGACCAACAGCCAUUCACCUUUUUUCACCUUCAAAACUGAGAGGUGUAUUUGUUAAAAUGUGGUAGAAAGAUUAACACUGUUGUGGCAGACCUUCGUUAACUACCCAGCAGUUACUUUAUGUAAAGUUGUGGUUAUUAUUUUAAAAGGCCAAAAGGGAAACUUGUGACUUUGUUUUGAUGUAGUUACAUCAAACCCUAGAUGACUACAAUCAAAAUUUAAUUUUAAUUUUUAAUUUUACCAAAUAUACUGUUGCUGCAAUAUAGAGCAAUUUUCUGUUGACGUGGAGGACAUUAACAUUAAAUUCUCUUUGCUUUUCUAGGCGUCUCAGUACACGGCCCACAGCACAGGAACUGAGAGAGAGAAAUAUACUUAAAUGUAAGCACAUGUUUUCUUUUUUCAGCUGGCCUUUUUUCUUCUACAAGAUAAACAUUUUGGGUCAGUUAUGUGUAAUUGAAGUCUAACUUAGACAGCAGUUUUGGAAAUCUUUGGACCUAACGAUCUCUUCCUUAGUGGGUCAUUUUACAAAGACAAACACCAUUUGCUUUUGUGAAACUGUUCACAAUAAAAAAAUUAAUGGUGUUUACAUAGAAGUGUGCGGCAAUCUUAAAAUGUCUUAGAAUGGGGUUUUAUUAAACACUGGCUAAACUCUGUUUAAAUAACUGGCCCUUUGUUUCAUGAAAGUGAAUUUGUUUAGUUUGGUAAGACAAGAUCACUUUUGACUUUUAUUUGGAAAUGAUUACCUAAUUUACAUAGUUUAAAAUGGAUAUGUGGUGGGUCUAAAAUACAUGUCACUUUUACACAGGUCAGAGUACAGGUCACCCUGAUACGGAUAAAUGAACAGUAUUAAAUGUUUCUCCUAGCCCUAAUCUCUUAACAAAAUACUCUAUUAGAUUGAGGAGAAUCUGCAUCUGGGCUGUCACUAAGAUUUCAAGUUGUCUGGGAAAUACAACAAGUAGGCAGGGAAUUCUUUUGGUUCCGCAUUCUUCCAUUUUCCUAUGAAAGUAGCCGGGGAAAAUGCAUGAUCUCCGAAGGUCAAUGACAGCCCUGCUGUGUGGUUUGGUUAUUUAUUGAUGGAGCAGUGACCUGUACUCUUGACGUGUGGAAUGUGACCUGCACUUUAAACCCGGCCUGUGUGGAGGUGUAGUGGCUGAGUGGUUAAUACUUAGAAUAUUCUCUGGAUCUGGAAGUUCACGUCUUGGCCUCUCACCUUCAUCCCUGUGUUAACUGGACUGGACAGGUUGCAACAAUUCAUCCUUCACCAUCCAGCAGUGUAAAAUAUUUGUAAAUCGGUGUUGAAUUUUAAUGUGCAUGAGGACAACAAGCAUAAUGAAUUUUUUCAUAUUGGGUCAUGCAGUAUUGUUUAAAUGAAAUGAAGAGACUUAAAAAAAAUUGUCCAGUUUUUUUAUUUGACUUGCCAAGUAACAUCAGGCUUUUGUGUUAAAUUGUUAACUUCACCUUACCUUUCCUCUCCGUGCCUUGUGGCACAUGAGGCCUCUGUAAACUUAACCAACACAUUGUAUUUUUUACAGCAUCUUCGGAAGAAGAGGCACAAGAAGAAAAAGAAGAAAAGAAACGAGUUUUAACAAGAAAGGUGUGUGACACACAUGUUGUUGAUGAAAGGCAAUAGCUGACAAAUAUCUAAACAUUCACCAUUUGUAAAGGAAUGUCUUGUAAAAUAUUUUUUUGCUCUAGGUCCAGUAAUACUAAUGUUAAUGUUGUUUUCAUUAGCUGAGUAGACGACCGACUGUGCAAGAGUUGAGGGCGAAAAAGAUCCUAAAGUUCAAUGAUUAUGUUGAAUGUGUUGAUGUUCAUGACUAUGACAGAAGGUGAGGCCUUUGUUCCUGUUUACAUGUUCUUAAACUGUAAUUUGGAAGAUGGAUAAUUCCUGUACCAGAAGGCUCGAAAAAAAUUCCGAGCUCCAGGUGAGGAUUGAACUCUCAACCCUCAGAGUUCUAGUUUGGAUGCUCUAGCCACAAAGCUACUAGAGGCUCUAUGGCGAGUAGGGUCAUAACAUAACAUAACAUAAAACUUUAUUUAAACUCGAAUUUUUGAGUAGCUAACAAGCUAAUAUCUUCGAACUGACACUACAUAAAAACUAUAUAGAAAAUAUAUAUAUACAUUAAAUGCAAGGAAAAAAAAUAUCAUUUACAAUUCACAAUUUUGAGUUUAACUAUGUCAGGCAAAAAGAAUCUACAUGAAGGUAACAUCCUGUAUUUUAGUCUUAAAGUCUGCAAAAAAACUGGUACAAAAAAAGUCCGGCAGUGCAUUCCACUGCUUAGCUGAAAAGUAAGAAAAGGAGUUAAGACCAUAGGUAGUUGUUUUAGGUUUACUUAGUGAAAGAAUGUAGUUAAUUUAAUUACAUUUUAAUUACAUUUAAUGGUCGGAAUUUAAUUAGAAAUACAAUCAGUUUCAUUUUAAUACAACUACAGACCCUCUUAGGCUAGGGAUCAGCUAUUUAUGGAGUUAUGAGCUUAAGUUGAGUUUGAGUAAAGAUUGAGUUAAAUUACCAAAAAAUGUCAUUUUUUUACAGACCGUCACCAUUUUUUUUGUAUUUUUUGUUGCCUUUUUUACGACUGGUGUGGGUAGCCAGGCUCCUGCAUUAGGAAAUGAUACUCUUCUUGUGUGCACAAUUAAAUACUUGAGAGUGCUGUUCACACGUUUAUGUGGAAGUAAGAUGAUCUUUUUUAGAAAAGCAAUAUAUUCAAACAUAAUUUUUUUAAAUGGUAUAGUCCCUUUUUAGCUGAUCUCUCUUCAUAGCUGAUGACAAAAGAGAACGUAAGGGUCAUUGUGCAAAAGAGUAGGGAAAAUAUGAACUGGUCUCUUUCCCAUGGUUGUUAAUGACUGGAAAGAAAUCUACCAAAAUUUGUAGUGCAUGUUCACAGUUUACUUGUAUAUUGGCAAUUUUAUCAAGUUCCUUCAUUGUUAAUCUGCCUUGAGCAUUUCCAUUCGUUUUUUAAUACCCAGUCUGAACUCCAUAACUCCACAAUUCGCAAGUGCAUAUGCAAAUUUAUAAUUCACGAUACUGGCAGUAUAAAAACCAAGAUGGCACAAAAAACAGAGCGAGUCAUGGCUUUAAAUGUAGAACUACUGUAAACACAGUCUUUCUGAGAUUGACCAUGAGGUUGUUUUGUUAAGGUGCUCCAGUCUUCUUCAGAAUUUAUUGUUAAAACUGUAGGCAAUUUAGUGUGCAUUGGGGGGAAUGGUUUCUGUGUAGCUAUAGUCUUUCAAUCUUCUUAGUGAAAUUGAGGAAAAUGAUGACAGGAAUUAAGAGAUGGUAAUCCUACAUUCUUUUAGCAUUGAAAUAAUGUGCUCAUUAUUAAUAGCCUCUUCCAGGUGUUCAUAAUGUGGUUCAGGGUUUUAGAGGCGGGAUUCCAAUGUAGGGGAGAGGGAAUAUGUGACUGUCUCGUCACCCUUCCGUUUUGUAAAAUUGAAAAAUUAAUUGAAUUUACGGGCAUGAUAUGUGUAAUGCCGAGAAUCUUUGCCAUCAUUUGCCUUCACAGGGUGUAAAAACUAAAAAAUGAAAGCAAAAACAAGAACCAAAUCAAUCUUAACCCAAACUCAACUCAGACUUGUAAUUCGAUCAUUAUCCUAUCUACUUAUGCAACACACCUCUAUAAAGAUGGAGCUUUAAAUAUAAUUAUUUUUAGUGUAUAUAAAGGAUAUUACAUGGUGGUGCGAAGAUAUGAAUUUUAUUUUCGAGUGACAAAACAAUAUUUUACUCACUCGCUGCGCUCGUUCGUAAAAUAUUGUUUUUGCCUCGAGAAAAUAAAAUUCAUAUCUUCAAGCCACCGUGUAAUGUUCUUUUUAUUAUUUUAUUAUAGACAAAAAGACAUCGAUAAAAUAAUAGAGGGAAAUUACCGAAAUUACGUCAUCGAUAAACUCACGUGUGAGAUUAUGGAAAAUAAACCACUCGGGUCCCGGAUGUAGUCUUUACGAAUUUUACGAGUGGUUUAUUUUCCAGUAAAACACUUGUGUCUAUAUAAUAAAAAAAAUUAUAUCAUCAUUCAUCUGACUCCAGCUAAAUGUUUGCUUUAUUGUCAAGGUUCAUCUCACACACUUGACGUGCACUUCAGUUGGCUUGAUAGGUCAACUACUAGAUCAGUUAUUUUCAUAUAUUAAAAUUCACACUUGACUGAGACUUGGGGAAAUGAAACAAAUGAAAUGUCCCACGAGCUCUAGAGAUAAAUGAAACAUUGCCAUUAAUAUAUUUCCCCUUGCCUGAAUUAUGAUAUACCGUAAAAUGCAUUUAAAUGCAAUUUAAUUAAAGGAUUUAACAACUAAGAGCACCUUAAGUGCGUGAGGUCAGCAGUCUUUGGCAUGCGCAUGCCCAGUAGCUAGCUAAAUCAAUCAUGUGAUUCAUUGGCGCAUUCAGUUUUUUCUUUGUGCUGGGUUCUUUCAGCCAUUUCCCCUCCUCCUCCCCCUAGGCUUUGUUGUUUUUUCUCCACCUUUCCUUUCAUGUGGGGGCUCAUGGCUGGGUUCCACUGUUGUGCCAAUCAUGGAGGCAUUAUUUCAAUGUAGGGGCUGGCUGCAAAUAGUGGAAGCCGCUGGAUACUCAAGGCACCAACCUCCAUUUUAGCGAUGCAGUUGUUAAAUUCCAAAAAUAAGCCCCUCCUUUUGUAAGCCCCCCAAACUCAUAGCGCAAAAAAUCCUCUGGUAAAUCCCCCCUUCAAAUAUAAGCCCCCAGGGGCUUGUACUUGGAAAUUGGCCUCAAAUACAAAGUAAAACAAAGAAAAAUGUUAAAUUUCCUUCCAAGAAGGCUAGCCCAAUCGAUUUUGAAAUGCAGAUUUCCCUCUGUACAUAAGCCUCUCAAAAAGGGCCUUUGAAAAAUAUGAGCCCCGCGGCUUAUUUCCAGAAUUUUAUGGUAUUUUGUAAAACUUAUAUUCUAAUUUUGUCCUUGUGUUUUUUUUUUCAUCAUCUGGUUUUAUUUUCUGGAGUUUUGAUGUUCUCAUGCAUACCAUUUAUUUCUUGUAAUAUUUCUUAUUCUUUCAGAGCUGACAAACCAUGGACUAGAUUAACACCAGAAGACAAGGUAAUCCUUUUUUAUUUAUUAUUUGUUCAGCUGUUCUGCUUUGCUGACAGGUUUUCUUAGAACUUACAGGACUGUUGUUUGAUUAUAUUAUUGACAUAAAUCUGUCCUUUCUAGGCUGCCAUUAGGAAAGAACUCAAUGAAUUUAAAAGUAAAGAAAUGGAGGUUCAUGAGGACAGUAAACAAUAUACAAGGUAA
Porites lobata is the source of this 30850-nucleotide messenger RNA. Lineage: Eukaryota; Metazoa; Cnidaria; Anthozoa; Scleractinia; Poritidae. The record is from the annotation of a GenBank genome assembly.